GUGUCAAGCGCGGAGUAGAUAUCCCAGAGUUCCGUGCGGCGCCGGCCCUUCCGCCGCAGCAGCCAUUGGAGAAGUCCAGCCAUGGCUGUGCGCUACCCCAUGGCCGUGGGCCUCAACAAGGGGCACAAAGUGACCAAGAACGUGAGCAAGCCAAGGCACAGCCGCCGCCGCGGGCGCCUCACCAAGCACACCAAGUUCGUGCGGGACAUGAUCCGCGAGGUGUGCGGCUUCGCCCCGUACGAGCGGCGCGCCAUGGAGCUGCUCAAGGUGUCCAAGGACAAGCGGGCGCUCAAGUUCAUCAAGAAAAGGGUCGGGACGCACAUCCGCGCCAAGAGGAAGCGCGAGGAGCUGAGCAGCGUGCUGGCCGCCAUGAGGAAGGCCGCCGCCAAGAAGGACUGAGACCCCGCUGGCCCCCAAUAAAUAAACCUUUGCUCCCCUCA
Messenger RNA from Perognathus longimembris pacificus (Pacific pocket mouse), 440 nucleotides. It is a transcript of the gene Rpl36, whose product is annotated as ribosomal protein L36. Gene Ontology annotation, cellular component: cytosolic large ribosomal subunit; ribosome. Gene Ontology annotation, molecular function: structural constituent of ribosome. The record is from RefSeq and is a predicted model, not a curated record. The transcript is spliced from 4 exons. Gene Ontology annotation, biological process: cytoplasmic translation. NCBI's taxonomy places the organism in Eukaryota, Metazoa, Chordata, Mammalia, Rodentia, Heteromyidae. The coding region runs from base 82 to 399 and encodes 105 amino acids.